Messenger RNA from Medioppia subpectinata, 1094 nucleotides. The record is from the annotation of a GenBank genome assembly. NCBI's taxonomy places the organism in Eukaryota, Metazoa, Arthropoda, Arachnida, Sarcoptiformes, Oppiidae.
UUAGCGGUUCCACAAGUAUUAGAGCGUAUGGAGUGUCCGAUCAGUUCAUACAGGAGUCCAAUAGACGGGUCGAUGCAAACCAUAUGUGUUAUUAUCCAAGCGUUACAGCGAGACGAUGGCUUACAAUCAGACUGGAAUUAUUAAGCAAUUGUAUUGUAUUCUUGUCGGUAAUAUUUGCUGUGUUUAAUCGAUACAAACUAAGUCCAGGUAUUGCGGGUCUGGCUAUUAGUUAUUCACUUAAUAUAACAAGUGUUUUGAUAUGGUUUGUCAAAUCGGCGUCAGAUCUCGAGAUUAAUAUAGUUUCUGUUGAGAGAUGUCUUGAAUACACAAAAACUCCAAUUGAAUCUGAAUCGUAUAAUGAAGUGAUUAAACCAUCGCUUGAUUGGCCGGAAAGGGGAGAAAUAAAGUUCAUUGAAUACAGCACUAGAUAUAGAGAAGGAUUGGAUUUAGUGCUCAAAACGAUUACAUUAGAAGUUCGGCCCAAAGAGAAGGUGGGAAUAGUCGGCAGAACGGGUGCCGGAAAGUCAUCGCUAACUCUGGCGCUGUUCCGACUCAUAGAACCGAUUACAUUAGAAGUUCGGCCCAAAGAGAAGGUGGGAAUAGUCGGCAGAACGGGUGCCGGAAAGUCAUCGCUAACUCUGGCGCUGUUCCGACUCAUAGAACCGGUCGACGGAUCCAUAUUUAUAGACUCAGUGGACAUCAGAAAACUGGGUUUAUAUGACUUGAGAUCUCGGAUAACAAUUAUACCUCAAGACCCGGCGCUCUUCACCGGAACAUUACCUCUGUUGAGGAGAACCAAGAUUUUGGUGUUGGACGAGGCGACCGCUGCGGUCGAUAUGGAAACGGAUGACUUAAUCCAAGAGACGAUUAGAAAAGAGUUUUGUUUGUCAACUAUUGUUACGAUCGCUCAUCGAUUGAAUACAAUCAUAGAUUACGACAAAGUGUUGGUAAUGGAUAAGGGAAUGGUAGCCGAUGAAUACAAUAUUCUCUUUGAGUGUCUUAUUCUGAAUCCAUGCCUCUUGUGGUACAUAAGCGACACUUCCCUUAACACAAGCGCUUCCCUCAAGAAUUUCCAAUUCACCCAAAAGUGCCGA